AUCAUACCAUGCUCUAGAAAGAGCAUCCUUGGUACUUUUCUCUUUACUGCUGGUUGAAAUUUGCCGGGCUCAAUUCCAGUUCUCCCUUUAACUUCCUUCUUGGGGGUUAAGUCUCCGAUGCUCUAAUUCAGAGGAAAAUGACUUAUUUUCAAAAGCAGUGAAAAACACCUCAUUCUUUUGGCACAGGAUGAAGACCAACUCAGCUCUUCAGCCGUGAUCAUUGUCUAUUGUUCUCCGAACAGUAAACCACUAUUUCACACUGAGAUUGUUGGCUGCUGUUGUAGUCCAAGUGCUGGCUCCUCAUGAAUAUGAAGUGAAGGUCUCUGACCCAGAAAGUGGCAGGUUCCAAGCAGGGAAAAAUGGGGUCUUGGAAGUGUGGAGGCUGCCUAAGUUGUCUGCUGAUUUCUCUUGCACUUUGGAGUAUCAUUGUGAAUAUAUUAUUGUAUUUCCCAAACGGGCAAACUUUCUAUGCAUCCAGCAAUAAACUCACCAACUACGUGUGGUAUUUUGAAGGACUCUGUUUCUCAGGAGUAAUGAUGCUUGUAGUAGCUGCAGUUCUCCUUGUCCUGGACAAUAAACAUAAAUGUUGCCAGAGUGAAAACUGCAGCAGAAAGUACAUGACACUGCUGUCUGUUAUCUUUUCUGCCCUUGGAAUUGCUUUCUCUGGAUACUGCCUGGUCAUAUCUGCUUUGGGUCUUGUCCAGGGCCCAUACUGCCGCACCCAGGAUGGCUGGCACUAUGCAUUUGAAGGCACUGCAGGACGUUUUCUUACAAACUCCAGCGAAUGGACCCAGUGUCUGGAACCCGCACACGUGGUGGAAUGGAAUGUCAUUUUGUUUUCCAUUCUCAUAACCCUCAGUGGGCUUCAAGUGAUCGUCUGCCUCAUCCGAGUAGUCAUUCAGUUAUCGAAGAUGCUGUGUGGAACCUAUUCAGUCAUCAUCCAGCCUGGAAUCAUUUGAAUAAGGACAAGAAUGUUUCCAUUAUCAAGAUAUGAGCACCUGUCUAAGUUAUAUCCACUGUAUACACUGGAGAGCAAUUUUCAAAUGAUAAGAGUUUUUUACAUUUGGUGUAUAUUGUGAUAAUUUUGAAAUGUACAGUCCUCACUGGAAGUGCUAAUUACGCUACCUUUUCAUUUAGAAUUUUUUUCAAAGUUAUAUGUGCCAGGAACUUCAGAAAUGUUCAUAACCUUUGAUCAAAAAAACUAUCUCAAGAAUCUAUGAUAUGGAAACAAGAAUGUGAAGUAAAGCUUCAUGUAAAUCUGUAUAAUUGCAACAUUAGUUAUUAUUCUGGAAAAUUAUAAAUAGCCAAGUCUACCAUGAGGGGAUGUAGUAAAGAGUGGUACAUUAGGAAUGAAAUUAUAUGGUAAUUACAAAUGAUGUUUUAGGAAUUAAUAAUGCUACAUAAAAAGGCAAGUUAUAAAGCUAGGUGUAGUGGUGCAUGCCUGUAAUCCCAGCACUUAGGAGGUUGAGUCAGGAGGAUUGUUGUGAGUAUGAGGCCAGCCUGGGCUAUCUACGAAGUUCAAGGCCAAUCUGAACUACAUGGUGAGACCCUGUUUCAAAACAAAACAAAACACAAAACCAAAAAAAGGCAGUUUACAAAUUUAUAUUUUUCAGUAUAAGCAUAACUAUCUAAAACUAUUGUGCACACCUAUACUCCCAGCACUCAAGAUACUAAGGCAGGAGGGUCCUGGUGAGUUUAAGGCCAGCCUGGGCUAUAUAUUGAGAUCAAGGCCAGCCUGAACUACUUGGCGAGAGCCUGUCUCAAAAAAAACUAAAAUAUUUUUUGUUGGUUUGCUACACCAAAUAAUUAAAAUUUGGGAUAGAAACUAAAUCUAGAAGGAAAUUCACCAAAGUACCAGCCAGGUAUGGGUGAUUUGGGUCAUCGACAACUACUCUUCCUACAUAUCUCUGAGGUUUAUUGAACAUGUUUUACUCUAAAUAUUUUUAAACAUAUUUUUAUUAUUGAAGUUUCUAAAGGCAUAUGGCCUUUCCACAUGUUUCCCAGCAUUAAGUAUCUGCAAACAUCAUGCAAGGUCACUUUAAUGACUUUCAAUGACAAAGCUCCAAAAAGAGUUUUAUAUAAACUUGUGCAACCUAGUUAACUCUUGGUCUUCUUUUCUUAUUCCUGGUAGUGUCAAGAAGAUGUAGCCUUGAUGUACAUAAACAGCUGUGUGCUAUAGAAAAUGACUGUUUACCAGUUGAUACCUGUGUCAUGGGAGUUAUUAGUGUAUUUAUAAAUACAAAAAAAUUUUUCAAACAAAAUUUCAAGUAGAACAUGACAAAUAAACUUUCCACCUGUAAGUACCAUGCUCCCUUGAGGACAGCAACCAUGCCUCAUAUUUUCCCACCAGCUAUGGGCCCAGGGCGCACUCUGAGCUGAUGUCCAUGCCAGGCCUCUGCUCCCUGGGGCUGCUCUGCUGAGUGCUGUCCUCAUCACAGACCCUCCUGGCCUCAACACUCCUGCCACCUCUCCAUUGCCAUCUCCAUGGACACUGUCAGCACCUGCUCUGUGCCAAUGCCAGCCAACAAUCUGGAGGGCUGGGGGAUGCCUGUCUCCUUGGUGCCUACUGGGCCAACAGUCUCCUUUAAGAGAAGCCACCUUGUCCACAGCCUUUGCUGGAGUGAGCAUUCUGAAAGUGAGCUCGCUGGCAGAACCAGGGGGGUCUCUCGAGCCUCGGGAGCCUGUUGUUAUGCUAGUGGUCUGACUCAGCCUGGAGUAGACACUGUCCAAAUAAGAUUGGUGGUUACAUGUGCUUGAGAAUUUGAACUAGGAAGCUCAGAAGGAAGCAACUGGAGCACAGCUGUAAGGAAAAUGAUUGAAAGUUGAGAAGGAAGCCAAUACACAGAGAAUACCUGCUUCAUGUUAGUAAUGGCGUCCAUCUGGAGGAAGACAGAUGAACUUCUGUCCCUAAGGCCCCUUUGUCAUUCUGCCUUUGUCCAUAAUAAACAGUGACAGUGUUCAUGAAGACUGACUUCCACUCUUGGAUUCUUGGGUGAACUCUCUGCUUUAUCACUGGGUCAUUUCAAUAAAUCUCAUGCUAAAUCACGGCAGCUCUCUUCAUUGCAACCAAAAUGACCCAACCAAGGUCUCUGCUUUCUAUAUUCUGUGUUAGAGGCUUCUACAGGAGAGAUGUUUAAGCCCAGAGUUGUAUGGAGAUUCACUCAACUUUCUUUAAAAACUAAUUCAUAAUGCUUAAUUCUUCGAAGAACUUAAACACGAGUUUGGUAGGUCCUGGUUCAGGAGACAGCCCAAGGUAUGAAUACCGUGUUGCACUCUGAGUGCGCCACCCUUCUGGCAGCAAAAGGAUUUCUCACUCAGUGAAGCCCAUAAGCAGGCCAUGUCCAGCCCCUUCUUUUAAAAUUCUCCCAAAGAUACCUCAGCCCUCCUGUAAACAAAUUUCUGGCAAGUCAAUCCCUCCAGUUUUUCAGACAAAUCACACUAGCUCAAUCUUGUUUAGAUUCAAUAUAGUGCCUCACAUUGAGUGGGCUCUGAAUAAAUGCUAGCUAAAUGACUCCACUACAGAAUCGGGGACACUAUCUAGUGUUAGCAUAUGGCCACAGGCAGUGACUUUUCUACCAGUAUCCAUUUAAGGAGUUUAAAAUAGGAGAGGCAGGUAUGUGUGUCAUAGAUCCUUUCCUUACACCCUAAGGGGUUAUAUUUCCACUAAUACUCAACAUCCUGCCAGCUAAUCAUAGUUGAGGGUAAUUUCUAUUUUAUAUAUUUCUGGUCUUUAUAUAUUACUUAUCUCCAGUUCUCCUUGAGUCUAUCUCACUGUUCUUUUCUUUACUUCUUAAAUUGAAUGGCUACCUUAUUAAUUUCCUUUCUUCUUUUCUAAAAAAUAAGCACUAAAACUACACACUUUCAUUUAUGUACCAGUUUCAGUACAUCACACAAGUUUUGAAAUGUUGUAUUUUCCAUAUUGUUAGUUACAAAUACUUUCUACUUUUCUGUAUGAUUUAUUUUUUGAUCCGUGAGUUUUAAAAUGUGCUUUAAGAUUCUUAGAUAUAUAAGGUUUUAUGUUUUUUAUUGAUUUUAAAUUUAAUUGUACUGUAUUCACAGAAAGUGACUUAUACAACCUUGAUGCUUUGAAAAAAAUUAAGAUCCGUUCUAUGAAAGAUUUUUAUAAAUAUUCUGUGUACUUAGAAAGUGUAUGUUUUCUCCAAAUGUUGGGUACGUGAUGCACAUGUGUCUAUUAGGUCAAGUUGUUAAUUUUGUUGUUCAGUUAUUCAAUAUUUUUCCUUUUGGGCUGUUUGGUUAAUCUAGGGCUGCUGAGAGGGAUAAAUGAGUAUGUGUAUGCA
Molecule: messenger RNA, 4298 nt
Organism: Heterocephalus glaber (naked mole-rat)
Lineage: Eukaryota; Metazoa; Chordata; Mammalia; Rodentia; Bathyergidae
Gene: Tm4sf18
Product: transmembrane 4 L six family member 18
Cellular component (GO): membrane
Source: RefSeq, a predicted model, not a curated record